This is a messenger RNA of Prunus dulcis (almond), 393 nucleotides long. RefSeq names its product disease resistance protein RLM3-like. Lineage: Eukaryota; Viridiplantae; Streptophyta; Magnoliopsida; Rosales; Rosaceae. The record is from RefSeq and is a predicted model, not a curated record. The coding region runs from base 1 to 393 and encodes 130 amino acids. The transcript has 2 exons. Gene Ontology annotation, biological process: signal transduction.
AUGGUUGCUUCUUGUUCGGCUGCUGCUAUCCCUCUUGAAGAAAAGUACGAUGUGUUUCUUAGUUUCAGUGGCGUUGACACCCGCAAUAUCUUUACCAGCCAUCUUCAUGCUGCUUUACUUCGGAAGAAAAUUGUGACCUACAUAGAUUAUAAACUUGAGAGAGGAAACGAAAUUGGACCUGCCCUUCUUGAAGCAAUCGAAAAAUCCAAGCUUACGGUGAUCAUUUUCUCGAAGAACUACGCUUCUUCCACAUGGUGUUUGAAUGAGCUUUUGCAUAUACUGGGAUGCAUGGAAAAAUAUGGACACAUUGUUAUGCCGAUCUUUUACGGCAUCGAUCCAUCCAUCAGAUGUAUUUGGGGCAUGCCUGGUAUUCGCAAGAACUUGGUACGCUGA